Lingula anatina is the source of this 3574-nucleotide messenger RNA. RefSeq lists its product as uncharacterized. Gene Ontology annotation, cellular component: nucleoplasm; cytoplasm. Gene Ontology annotation, molecular function: protein binding; DNA endonuclease activity. Gene Ontology annotation, biological process: resolution of meiotic recombination intermediates; double-strand break repair via homologous recombination. The record is from RefSeq and is a predicted model, not a curated record. Lineage: Eukaryota; Metazoa; Brachiopoda; Lingulata; Lingulida; Lingulidae.
UACAACAGUGCACUCAUUCUGCAUUUUCAGGUUUGGAAUAUUGUUCUUGAUAAAUGUGAAGCAGGUAAACAUCCUACGUUUUAAUUGAUCAGAUAUAACAUCACAUAAAAAAUGCUUCUCCAGUUUUAGUGUGGCCAAUCAAAUUCCGUAAAAUAUUUACUGCUGUUGACAAAUUGGCCGGGAAAAGCAAAACAUGCGAAAUGUCAGUGCACCAGCUGAGUGAACUUCUUCUGCAUGCUAUUCAAGGAAAUCGCCUCAGAGAGGCAGGAACAUUGCUGAAGGAUGGUGCUGAUCCAAAUAGAAUCUUAAUAGAAGCUGUCACCCCCUUCCACCUGGCUGUGGGCUCAGAAACCAGCGCUGUGGAGUUUACCCGCCUACUUCUUCAGUAUGGAGCAAACCCUAAUGUCAGAGACACAGAAAGCACUACCCCAUGUCAUGUGGCUGCAGCUUAUGGCAAAUUACAGGUGCUCAAACUACUAGUCAGCAAUGGAGGGGACCCAUUUAUGGAAGAUAUGGAGUGCCAGUCUGCACUUGACCUAGCUCUGUUAAAUAACCACUCUGAUGUGGCAGAGUACAUCCACAGUCUUCAGGAGGAUAGCAGAGAAGAAUUACAGACUACUGUUAGAUCUAUUCUCAAUCAGCGUAUUUCUGCCUGGGAGCUGUCAUGUCUGUCCCUGCCAUCUCGUCCAAGCUCCGCUCUGUCAUCUGUUGGCUCAGAGUCCAGGCUUUCUGACGGCCACAGUUCAAGUUCUUUACUCAAUGUUUCCAAGCUCCAGGUAGUUAAUGAACCAAGAAAACAGAAGCACAGGCGCUCCCUUCGCCCAGUUAUAAACACUAAAGCUCGUCAGAGUUUCUACACAGAGAGUGUGAACCGACUGCUGGAGAAAUUUUCUGCUGACGAAGACAUUUUUGAUGUUUCAUCUCCAGACCAUCCUUUUAUAGCACCAAAAGUGGAUAAUGUGGAUUUGGAUGACACUCUUCCAUGUAACACAGACACCACAGAGAGCAUUUGUGACACUAGAAAUGACGUUGAUGAAAACCUGCCAACAGUUGCAUCAUUUGUGGAACCUAGUUCACUGUACCAGACUGCAGGAGACACAUGCCUGGAUACAUACCCUGCUCAAAGACAAACAGUUUCAAUGAAAUCAUUCAAUGACUCCACUUCUCAGUCUCCUUUGAUGCCAAAUAUACAUUCCAGUACCUUUCCAACAUUACAAAAUCUUACAACAAUGAAGUCGUUUAGUGAACUUGCAUCCCAGCAUAAACCAACAGCAGCAGGUGAUGCAGCGUUCUUUGAUUCCCUGAGCAACAGAGGCCUUGACUCAAGACACCAAAAGUGUGAGCAAAACGACCCAGAGUUGAGUCGAGAUGAGAGCAGUGAAUCAUUUCACACCUGUGAAUCCGAUCAUGAAGGUCCAGUGACAGUGGCCCAGGAUGACUGCGACGGACUUGCUGCCCAGCUUGCAGGUGCUCUCUCCUUAGUGACCAAGUCUGAGGAAGAAGGUCACAAAGAUGUGGGGCGAAUACUUGUGAUGAAAGAAAAUGGCAACGAAACAUCUCCAGCAUCAAAUUUUUACUUCACUGAUAACAAACCUGGUGGCAUGAACACCAGUGGCUCCACUGUGGGGUCUCUGGCAGACGGCCUGGAGUUUGGGGACCACAGCUUACUGACCCCUGACCACUCAGUGGUCAGUCCCCGUGCUGGCAGCCAGUGCAGCAGUUUGGUCAGCAGCGUGUCCAGUCUGGUGUCAGAGAUAGAAGAAUGGGUCCACACUGAAGACAAGGUUGGUGCUAGCAUCAUCGAGAUGCACAUCCUGCCAGAACCAACUGCCAUUGACUCCAGUGUUCUCAGCGAGGUUCCUCCAGAGCCAGAGGACUACAAGGACUGGAACAGCUUCCUACCAGGAGACAGUAACCAGGUACAGAUCCCCGCAGAGCUGGCUGCACUGAGUAAUGAGGAGGUCAGGAGACGGCUGUUUCACAUGGGGGACUUCCCUGGCCCUGUGAUGGACUCCACCAGGAUGCUGUACCUCAGAAGGCUGGCCAGACUCCUACAUAAUCCUGACUUGGCUCAAAAACAUGUACCUGUGGAUAAGCCAGUGUUCAAGCAAGAGUUGGCCUUAGGCUUGAAAGGUAACUUGGACAUGAGUGUGUGUGAGGGCUUGGAACAACAGCUGUGUGGUCAGUUUGCCAGUCCUGACCCUGCCAUGUUCUGGAGGGAGGGGAUACAGAAGUCUUCCUUUAACUACAUGUUACUGGACCCCAGGGUGACCAAGAACCUGCCUUGUAGAGCUAGGAACAUGAAUGAAGCAGAUGUUUUCCAGACCUUCAUUGCUGCCAUUUUUUACAUUGGCAAAGGCAAGAAGAGUAGAGGAUACAGCCAUUUCUUUGAAGCGCUAGAGAUCAAGAAUAAGCAAAAUAAAAAGGAAAACCAAAAGGUGAAGCACAUAUUGGAGAUCUGGGAGGAAGGUCUGGGUGUGGUAUCUCUACAUGUCUUCAACAGUAUCAUUCCAGUAGAAGCCUACACCAGGGAGGCUGCCAUGAUAGAUGCUAUAGGACUAGACAGGUUGACUAAUAUCAAGAAAGGAGACUACUAUGGCAAGGCUAGCACAUGGACAUUGAAACAGAAGAGACUUCUAGGGACAUACCUGCUAAAGAAAGCUCUGCAAAUAUUUCUGAUAGAAGGAGAGAGACAGAUCAGGCCAGGAGAUUUGAAAAAUAAAUAAACUGAUAUAUUUUUGGAAUUCUGUGUGUAGUUUUUUUUUCAAAACUCAUUCAAAGUAGAAAAUAAAGCUCAGGACUUUUUAUGAUUAUACAAAACGGUUGUUGUAUAUUUGAAGUCCUGAGGUAUGGCAUGUAGAUUUUAACUCGGUCACAAGUCUUCAACUUUAGGGGUGAUGACCUUGAUUUAUUAAAUCCGUUGUGUUCCUGAAAGGUAGCUGAUCCUCAUAUAUUUAAAUGUAGUCAAACAUAAGACCACUGACUCUGCUCUCUAUAGCAUUCUUUGAAUUUUCAGUCAAUUUGAUGAAAUAUUCUGCCUAAAUGAUAUACAAGUGAUUUUAAACCAUCAGCAAUAAUGAAAUCCACCUGUAUGUAAUGAGCUUUGUACUCUUCAUUGUUAUUCAUCUUUAUGUAUGACGUUGCAGACGAGGUCCCUGUAAAGUUACCCCUGACAAGGGUAUUAUAAAAAUUUGGCAAUUGUUAUGGGCAUAAUCCAUAAUUGUAAGACAAUUUCAUAUUGUUUAAAUUUUUUAAUUGUUAAUUUGCAUAAUAAAUAUUUAAAUUGUUAGAGUGUGUAGAAGAAAGCAUUUCCUCGUUUGAUUUAGCAUAGUACAUAUUGAUCUAUUAAAGUAGAUAUUGUGAAGAAUUAAGACAAGUCCAACCUUAAAGGAAUUUUUAAAAGGAUAGAUAUGUAAAUUCAUUGUAUCAGUAGCAGUACUUGUGAUCUAAUUAGAUAUAUGUAGCAAGUGAAACUAUUACAUGGUAUAUUUUAACACCUUUUGGUCUAGCAAAUUAGCCAACUGAAAGUUUCUGAAUUCUGAGAAUUCCAAUUUUGCAAUAUAAUAAAUAUGAA